ACUUACAGAUACUGCAAAAAUACAAUCAAUCAGAAAAAAUUUUAUUUUAUCAUUGUGCCAGAAAAAAGGGUGCUGAUAUUGCAAAUUUUAAUUGCUGAUUGCUAAUGAUGGUUGUCCGCACUGCCGCCAUGUCAGCGGACUCAAGACAUGCUGCGCGGGCGAAAGAACACGGAUACAGUAAUGUGAAGGCGAUUGGUGGUGACCACGACGAGGUCACGCCAGAGGAUGAGGAUGAUCGCGAGGAAGGCGAAAUUGUCGAUGAUUACGAGGUGAUAAUAUCCUCGGAGGAUGAAGAGUUCAAGCUGCGUGCACGCAUCGAGCAGCUGGAGGAGAACAACAAGGAUGUGGAGCGCAUGGAUAUGCUGGCCGCAAAUUUGGCAAAUCAAUACAACUAUCCGGAGCUGGAGGAGCGAACUUUGCGCCUAACACGAACAUCUUCCGUCCUUUUGCUUUCGGACGUGUCUAGCCCCUCCGAGGAGGAAUACGAUACGCAGCGCCCAUACCACAGAUCAGACAACAGACGCAUCGACAAUGGCAGAAGGAAUGGUAGCCAGCAUCCAAAUGGUGACUACAAGAGGCGCAACAGGCCACAGCAUCUACGCAGUCGCCAGCAAGCACCGAGCUACAAGUACCAUCAGCAUCAAAAGCCACCGACGAGCCAUCAUCAACAUUAUCAGCAGCAGGAUGCCAUAUUGCUGGACUCAUACGAUAGCCUCACAGACGAAGAGAACUGCGAGUACGAUGUGACGUCCGAGAAUGAGGGCGAACAUGUGCUGGAUCUGGAGCGGCUGAAGCUCAGCAGGGACAAGCUGCGAGUGGCAUUGGCCAGAGAGGAGCGCAAUGAUAUGCUCGGCCAGUACAAGAAUAGCCUCAGGGAGCGACUGCGGUAUCCGCUGCGCAAGUCGCCCAAGAAAUACUCCACAAAGAACGAGCGGCUCUCGCCGUCUGCACACAAACUCUCUGAUGAUGAACUCUGCCAGGAGGAGGAGGAGGAGGAGGAGCAUGCGAUUCAGCCGGCUGAAGCAGCUGGAGAAACCGGGGAGCUAAAACUACGUCUGAUAGCCCUCAAGUCUGCCAUCCUCAAGAAGCAUUGGGCACGAAAGAAGCGGGACGCGGAGCGUGCCUACUCACCCACGGAUAUGAUAAACCGCGUCCAUCCCACAAUCAGCAACACGGACGAAAUCGAUGACCUCAUGGAGAUCAGUCCAGCUGCCUCGCCCGAGCGCGUAGCGAGUCCCUUUCGCAUGGACGAUGCUGUCGACACGAAAUCGGUGGACAUGGAUUUGGCCGAAACGGACAGCGAUGAGCAGAGGGACAGCUGGAACACGUGGUCGAAUAAUUGGAACUCUUUGGACACGGCUGGCGGCAGCUGGCGCUGCUUUAUGCCCAACAAUUCGCUUCCGCCCGUCUCCAUGCCCAUUGUGAUAGACGAGGACGACGAUCUGUAUGAAGAUGAAGAGCCACCACCACCGCCGCCAUUCCAAGUUCCGCACAUGCAUCUGGAUGAGGAUGCCCGCGAUGCCAUGCAUCUGGUGGAUGAGCAGAAUUCCAAUCACAGCUCCCUCACAUAUACUCAAUCCGUGUCCAUGGAGAACUCGGAGACGCAAACGAAGAGUGUGGAGAAAUCGCAGGCGGACGAAACGCCCAGCGACGAUGAAGCUGGCGCCUUGCGCGCCCUGCUUCUCUCCAAUCUAAAGACAGCCAAGGGGCCAGCCCCUGCAGCCACGCGACAAGCUCCUCUGCCGUCGUUAGCUCCGCUUCAACCAGCUCCUUUACCUGUACCUGACCCUGCCCCGUCAGUGUUGGCUUUGGCUGUCGCCAAAACGGAUUCGAUUGGCUCCCACGAUUCGGAUGAUCCGGAGCAACUGCGCUCCCUGCUGCUGUCCAGCAUUGCCACCAAAAAGAGCAAAAAUUGCCACACACUCAAGUCCCGUCUUAGUCCAGAGAUACUCAAGAAUGCGGUGCGACGCUUCCAGUCGUGCGCUGGUGAGGCGCAUCUGAAAGAGGAGGAAACCGAGGAGCCCCAGCAAACCCAGGGAGACCAGCAUGAUAGUCAGGAAGAUCGACAUGAUAAUCAGGAAGAACAGCCUGAAGAGGGGGAGAUAAUGGAGGAAGAAUUGACAGCUCAGCCCAUCGUUGAGGCAGCCACACAGUCCCAAGAGUCAGGCCAAACCUCCAUAGAAACCGUAGAGCAAACUCCGCCUGAGGCUGCACCUUUCUUGGGGCUCAAAGAUCCAACGUCACCCUCCACUAAAAUAAUCAAAAUUGUAAAGCCCAACAAGGUGAUCAACAAGAAGACGACCGCCAAACGUAAACUUCCCACUGAGGAGCAAUCCUCCGCAAAACUGAGCUGCCAGCGGCCGUCCACGCUGCUGGUCAAAGAGCCCAGUGCGCCGCUUAAGGUGCAAAGUAGCGUGUCGGUCACGCGACUGGUGACCAGCGUGGAUCCGGCUAGCAUCAAGGUGAGCAAACUGAUCAUCAGCCUGGCCGAUGACUCGGGGGCGAGCGAUGACAAUCUCGAGCUGAGCUCGUGCUUUGCCUACUCCAAUUACACGGAGAAUGCCAGUCCGCUCAGCCUGGCCAUGGGCAGUCCCAGUGGCUCCACAACCAGAUCGAAUACACCCAACUCGGAGAUACUAGAAUCGGCCGCUGCAUCCACUUCCAACCCAAAUCUCCGUCGCUCGGUCAUGAGUGAUUACUUUGAGAAGAAGAUCGAUGACUACCUGAAGCAGGCGCGUUCCAAGGUGCCCACAACAGGCGCAAAUGAUGCUAAAGAGGCUGACACACCAGAGAAGACGGCGGACGGUGAGAGGUUGGUGCAAAGUGCACCAAAAGCUGCACCCGCCAAGACGCAGCAGACGAAGAAAACUCCUCUGGCGGUGCGACAUUUGCCUGUGGCGUCGCAGAAAGAGUACCUUCGACUGGUCGAACGCAUGCAGCUGCUGGAGCAAAAGAAACUAAAGACAGCCAGGAAAGUGGAGACAGCCUCAGGCAAGGCAACAGCUGUGACGUUAGAGGAAGCCACAAAAGAGUCGGAGAAAGUGUUGCCAACGGCUAACAUUAAGAGCAGCAGCAAUGGCAAUGUGAAGCCAAAUCAACCGCCCAGGGAGACGCGUCUAAAGUCCUUCGAGAGUUCAUUUGCCAGAAUCGGGGGUAGCAUGAUUGCGAAUUUGGAAAAGUCCAUGCUGCUGGUCGAGGAAGCUCAGAAGUCGAAGGCGGAGCGCCUGCGAUGCUCGCAUCGGCUGAAAGAGCUCUACAGCGAGAUGCAGGCCGUGAGGCAGGUGGUCAAGCAAGAGGAACAGAAGCUGGCGCGCAUACAGCCGGAGAUACGGGCCAGCCACGAGAUUAUCAUGUCACUCAAACAGAAACGCAACAAGCUCUAUGCAGCGGCCAUGGAUCUGGGCAAAGGAUUAAGGGGCGACCAGUACAGGUUACUCGACGAAGGCAAGGCGGAAAUUACCAGCAAAUCCACGCAACUCUCCAAGCAGAUUCGCCUCUACAACUCCAUAGUUAAAUACGAUGAUCUGAAGAAGUUGACGGAGGAGGAGCUCCAGCCACAGACUGUGAUCGAGUCGUCACCACAGGUGGAAAGGGAAGAUGAGACGAGUGCGAGUGGAACUGCCACUGAGGCAGCCAGGGAAACGGAGGAGAAUGGAAUAUCGAGAGAUAUUGCGCCAUGCGCAGAGCCAAUGCCAACGACUUCCGCCGCCGUGUGCGAGUCCCAACUGAUGCCAGAUAAUAAACCACGAGACGAAACAGAGGCGGUGCAGGAGCCUGAAGCGGCAGCGAAGCCACGGCCAGGACCCUACACCGUGAGCAUUAUGAGGGAGUUGCGGGAGGAGGAGGCACCAACUGAUGCGUAUCUGCCGGACUACCGAUCUCCCCUCCCGCGGUACUACAGUAGCCCAUGUGAUGUCCAUGCCACCAUUUGUCCGUUCGAGCUGAUGGGGCGCUGUGAGGAUGCGGACUGUUCCUAUCUACAUUUGGGCCGUCUGGAGGCGACGACAACACCCAGCUGUAGCUCCAGCCCCAGCAUUGGGACCGGAUGACCAGCUUCAGCUGCCAAAAAUCAAACUCUUGCAAACUAACCUAAAAAAAAACAAACACAAAACACACAAACAUGAAACAAAAAUAACAUUCUUAAAUAGCGUGCUUGAAUUCUGGUAAGUUGAACUCUUCACGCGACUAAUAUUUAAAUGUUGCUUUCAGUCAACGUUAAAAAGAGAAAAUUACACAAAGAAAAACAAAAUCGUCACAAUUGUUGACGGGGAGCAGAGCAAAGGGCACAGCAGCUGUAGCAGCCAAAUCAGUGCAAAAAAAAAAAA
This is a messenger RNA of Drosophila guanche, 4325 nucleotides long. RefSeq lists its product as uncharacterized. NCBI's taxonomy places the organism in Eukaryota, Metazoa, Arthropoda, Insecta, Diptera, Drosophilidae. The transcript has 7 exons. The record is from RefSeq and is a predicted model, not a curated record. The coding region runs from base 105 to 4049 and encodes 1314 amino acids.